AAAAGUGACAAUCAUCAUUUAUCAAUCUAUCAAAGAUAAUCAAAUAAAAACCAUUCUUUGGAAAAAUAAAGGAAAUUAAAGGAAAAGUGGUUGGCCUUGUGACCAUAUUGACCUUAGCUAUAUUAGUAUUAAAAUAGAAUAGCCUACUGUGAUGGAUGCUUCUUAUUCCCUUCACUGCCCCCAUACCAACAAGCACUUUCUCUGCUCACAUUGACUCAUAUACACUACAAAUGCAGCAACUCUUCACCAUGCCCUUAGACUAACAAGUUCUCUUCAUCUCUGAUUCUUUGGAGCCAUUUUUACUUCAAUUAUCUUCCCUAACCAUGCAAAAUUGUUGUGUUCUUGAAGUAGACGUUAACGGCGAAGAAACAUUCUUGGUGGACAAGAAUGUUCUUGCCUCUUUCUCAGGAAAGUUGAGUAAACUAUUCAGUAAAGUGAGAGGGGAAACAAGGAGGAUGAAGGUGGUGUUCAAUGAUUUUCCUGGUGGGGCAGAGGGGUUUGAACUUAUUGCCAAGUUUUGCUACAAUGGAGGCAGUGUUGAAUUAGCUCCUCCCAGCUUGUUUCUACUGCAUUCUGCUGCAAAUUAUAUGGAAAUAAGUGAGCAAACAAAGGGGUUUUUUAGGAGCAUUCAAAGUCUGAACUGGUGUGAGCUAGUAUCUGGCUUGAAGAAAUGCCAAGAAUUGCCCUCUUUCUUGAUCUCUCCAUCUGUGCUUCAGCAGUUCCUGGAUUGCCUUGUGUGCAGGCUUUCGAUACCUUGCGUUUCUAGCCCUCGCACGCCAUGUUCGGACAAUUCGAGCAUACUGUUUUCUGGAGACAUCAGUAUAGACAGCUCAAGAAGCUGUGCCUCUCAGACAAAAUGGUGGUUUCAAGACCUUAAAUUUCUCAACAUUGACAUGUUGGAAAAGGUUGUCAGAACCAUGGUUUCACACAAGUUGGAUCAAACGAUGGUGUCCUCGUUCCUCUCCUAUUACAAGAACAUGAAUUUCCUCUUGGCUACAUCAGUUCAGAAGAAUAGAAUCAUUGAGACCAUUAUCGACUUGCUUUCUCUGCUUGACACAAGCUUUGUUUCUGUCAGAGGACUAUUUGACAUCCUUCAAGCGUCGCGUUCUUUAAAGUGCUGCACUGAGAAAUUGGAAGUUUUGAUCGGUUCCCAGCUCGACCGAGCUACCAUAGAUGAUCUGCUCAUCCCUUCUCCCCCCGGGAAAAGAUAUGCAUACGAUGUUAGUCUAAUCCUUAAGCUUCUGAAAACAUUCCUGCGCGAAAACAGCAGGUAUUUUUUCAGUUACAGUUUGAAGAAAGUUGGCACCUUGAUUGAUCUCUACAUCAUGGAAGUGGCUCCUGAUCAGUUUCUUCAACCUUCAAAGUUUAUGGCUUUAGCUACUGCACUCCCAGACACUGCAAGAGACUCAUAUGAAAUCCUCUAUGAAGCCAUUGAUGUCUAUUUCAAGGUCCAUAAAGGUUUAAGUGCAAAAGAAAAGAUAAAAAUCAGCUGUGCACUGAACUAUGACAAGCUCUCAGACCAAACUCUGAUGGAUCUAAGCCACAAUGAAAAUUUCCCAGUUUGUGCAUCAGUUACUGCUCUGGUCACCAACCAAUCCAAGCUCAGAAUCAAGCAUAAUGCCAUAAAACAUCUCAGCAAUCUUACUGAUGGAUCGUCGAGGCGCGGGGGCAAGGGAGUUAGCACUAGACAGUAUGGUUGUGACAGUCAUCAUGCCCCAGAAAUCAAGAAACUUGAUGAUUUGCACAGAAAAGGGAAGAAGCUUAGCAGACCAAAUGUGCAGAAUAGAAGGAAAUUGCAGAUCAAUGUGUCAAACAACUUUGCAUCCAUGCACAGACUCUGUGCUUAGUUUAGAUCACUACUGUCUUUCCAUUCCAUUUCUCAAAGAAAUGUACAGUUUUAGAUGUAAAAAUCCAGUCUUUUUUGAGUGUAAAUUAUGGGUUCUUGCCAUUGUUUCUAACACUGCAA
Messenger RNA from Ipomoea triloba (trilobed morning glory), 1966 nucleotides. Its product is annotated as BTB/POZ domain-containing protein At3g22104-like. The coding region runs from base 324 to 1847 and encodes 507 amino acids. NCBI's taxonomy places the organism in Eukaryota, Viridiplantae, Streptophyta, Magnoliopsida, Solanales, Convolvulaceae. The record is from RefSeq and is a predicted model, not a curated record. Gene Ontology annotation, molecular function: protein binding. The transcript is spliced from 3 exons.